CUUUGACUUUGUUCAAAAAAUAUGUAUCUAUCAAGUAGUGAGCAUUCUCUUUAACUAGCAUUCAGGCCUUCAUUUGCCUCUUGCAUAUGAUCCUUUCACCAAAAUAAAAUAAAAAAUGGCUACGAAUAUUCAUUUGCUUCUGAUUUCUCUAUCAAUAUUGAUCCUGCACCGAAGCAUAGCUUUUGGAUCAAUGUCAAGUGAGGACCAUGCAGAAACUUUGUGCAUAACAUAUGAGAGGGAAGCUCUUCUCGAGUUCAAACAGGAGCUCAUAGAUGAACAUAACAUGCUUUCAUCGUGGAAAAAUGAAGAAUGCUGUACUUGGAGGGGUGUGAAAUGCAGUAACACAACUGGCCAUAUACUCGUCCUUAGUCUUCGUGGGAGUAUUGAAUCCACUCCUGAUAGUAGUAACUUUCUCACGUUAACAGGUAAUAUCAGUUCAUCACUGGUUAAAUUGCAGUAUUUGAAGUACUUGGAUCUUAGUUUCAAUGAUUUUGGAGGCCAAAUACCAAAAUUUAUUGGUUACUUCAGAAGGCUAGAGUACCUAAAUCUCUCAUCUAGUUACAAUCCUUUCACUGGUUUAAUUCCUCCUCAGCUCCAAAAUCUAACACACUUAAGGGCUCUUGAUCUUGGUCAAAAUUCUUUAAUAGUCAAGAGCCUUGAGUGGCUCUCUCAUCUAGUGUAUUUGGAGCACUUAGAUCUAAGUUUUUCCAAUGUGCAAGCGAAAAACUGGUUACAAGAGAUAAUCAAGCUUCCUAGUUUGAGGGAAUUGCAUUUAUCUUCCUGUCAACUCCCCAUAAUCAGUUCUUCAUCACUUGUAUCCGACAAUAUUUCCUCCUCUCAUAUUUCCAUCCUUGACAUCUCCUAUAACAAAUAUACGUCUCAGGCAAUUAAUAGUUGGCUUUUUAACUUCACUAGUCUUACUAGUCUAUCUCUUUCGGGUAACGACUUAGGUCAAAUUGCCAGUGGCUUUGGGAACUUGAAAUCUUUAGAACAUCUUAAGCUAUAUGGAAGUGGCAUUCAAGGCGGGAUACCAAGGACUUUUGAGAAUUUAAGUCGUUUACGCUCUAUUGAUGCAACUUCCAAUAACUUAUUAAGUCAACCAUUUUCUGAGUUGCUUGAUAACUUAUCAGGGAGUAAUAGAUCCCUCGAGUUUUUGUCCUUUGAGGGAAAUGCACUCACUGGUUCAUUGAUUAAUCUUACUAGAUUUUCAUCGUUGAGGGAAUUAAGGCUACAAGGAAACUUGCUGAAUGGCAUUUUCCAUGAAAGCUUUAGACAAAUCUCCAUUCUUGAAUAUCUUGAUUUGUCUAAUAACCAGAUGACAGGGUCAUUACCAGACUUGGCAUUAUUUCCAUCAUUGAGAGAGUUGCACCUAGGCUCCAAUCACUUUCAUGGAAUGAUACCACAAGGUUUAGGGCAACUUUCAGAGCUUAAAAUCUUGGAUGUUUCUUUCAAUAGACUGCAAGGCUUACCGGAAAGUCUAGGGCUACUUUCCAAGCUGAAAAUCUUGGAUGUCUCUUUCAAUAGACUGAAAGGCUUACCGGAAAGUAUAGGGAAACUUUUUGACCUUGAAAGUUUUGAUGCUCCUUAUAAUUUGUUAGAAGGUACAAUCUCUGAAUCCCAUCUGUCCAACCUUUGCAACCUGAAAAGUUUAAACUUGUCAUCGAACUCAUUGACUUGGAAUGUUAGCCUUGAUUGGAUUCCAUGUUUUCAACUACAAGUUAUAAGCCUUUCAUCUUGUAAUCUUGGCCCUCAUUUUCCAAAAUGGCUUCGAACUCAAAAUAGAUACUCAAUUCUGGAUCUCUCUCUUAAUAAUAUCUCAGACACAAUGCCUAGUUGGUUCUCAAAGUUGCCUCCCAUGUUAACAUACUUGAAUCUCUCUUACAACCAAAUCAGCGGAAAGAUACAAGAUUUAUCAUCCAACAAUGUUGGUCCCAUUGUCAUAGAUUUCGGUUAUAACAAUUUCUCAGGGUCGUUACCAAGAUUUCCACAACUGGUUAGUGCAUUGCGUGUUGAUAACAAUCAGAUUUCUGGAUCCCUUAGCUCCAUAUGUGAAAUACGGUCAGUUGUAACCUUAGACCUGUCCGAUAAUCUCUUGUCCGGAGAGAUUCCUGAUUGUUGGACUGUCAUAUCUGUUCCAAUGGUCCUUAAUGUAGCCAAUAACCGUAUAUCUGGAAGCAUUCCAUACUCUUUGUGUUAUUCGUCAUCCUUGAGCUCUCUAUAUGUGCGUAACAACAAUUUAAGUGGACAGUUUCCUGCCUCUUUGAAGAAUUGCCAAGGUUUGAAAGUCUUGGAUUUGGGAAGAAAUACAUUGAGUGGAAAGAUCCCAGAAUGGAUAGGGUCUAAGUUAGCUUAUUUGGGGAUUCUGAGCCUACGAUUCAAUGAAUUCUCUGGGAGCAUUCCUCCAAGUAUAUGUCAGCUUCAAUCUAUUCAGAUACUGGACCUUUCUGGCAACCAUUUGUCCGGGAGAAUUCCAAAAUGCUUCAGCAAUUUCACGACAAUGCAACUUUUGCAAGAUGGUUCAAGUGUGAGCUAUGACUUCGAUCCUUACACCCCUCGAGUAGGUACAUUGUACCAUGGAAAUGCAUUAGUCCAAUGGAAGAACAAGGAGUCAGAGUACCGUAAUAUCUUGUGGCUUCUGAAGACCAUCGAUCUAUCUAGCAACAAACUAGUUGGUGACAUCCCUAAAGGUUUUAGAAGAAUGAAUGCAUUGCUAUCAUUGAACCUGUCAAGAAACAAUCUGACAGGAAAUAUCAUUGAAGGAAUUGGUAUAAUGAAGAUGUUGGAGUCUCUUGAUUUGUCAAAAAACCAUCUUUUGGGGGAAAUCCCAAUAGGCCUUGCUAACUUGACAUUUCUUAGCGUGUUGGAUUUGUCAUGCAACAACUUCUCAGGGAGAAUACCAUCGAGUACACAAUUGCAAGGCUUUGAUUCCUCAACCUAUGGUGGGAAUAUUCAUCUAUGUGGCCCUCCUCUUCCAGAUUGUCCUACAUUUGCCCCUCCAAAUCCUCGUGUUGGUUAUGACAGUACUUUCAAAGAAAAUGAUGAUGAUGAGUUUCUAUCUUCAGAGUUUUACAUAUCGAUGGCAUUGGGGUUCAUUGUUGCAUUUGGGGGAGUGUUAGGCUCUUUGUUCUUCAGUAAGUCAUGGAGUAAUGCCUACUUUAAGUGGCUCCAUCUUUAGCGAAGGGCCUGAGUGAUCACAGUUUGUAUUCUACUCAUAUUUUUUCUUGAGAGUUGCUUUUUCUUCAAUGUUGUUGUUGCUAUAUGUAAAUAUUCUAUGAAUGACUUGUAAUUAAGAAAGCUUCUUUCCCAAGGGUAUAAUUUUUCAAACAUAAGACUAAGAGAACUGCAGAAAGAAUAAUGUUACUAGAUAAUGAGUUAGUAAAAGAGUUGUGUUUUCUUCACAGAUAUAUAUGUAGUUCUUCAUGGUAAAUUUAAUAUGUUAAUUUGAUUAGAGGAGUAAUAAAACAGUAUAACUAUUAAAUUGCAAUGAGACUGUAAUAAUCUUUUACACGACAUAAGUUAUAACUCAAAUUGUUUAGUAUAAUUGCUUGUGUAAAAAAAAAUCUACCCGUCUUGCUUUACGAAGAUGUACUCCUGCUUAGCAAAAAAGUUACAUUUGAUUCGAAGAUUCAACAAUCUGGGGCUCCACAAUUAAUCUACAUAUCAUAGAAAUAACAUUAAAAACAAAGCAACUGUCAAAGAGAACAGAUUAUUACAAGACCAAUUCAAUCAUCAGGCUCUUAGUUUUGUCUUCAACCAUUCAAAGCAGAUUUCUAAUGAAAGAUACAGACAAUUCUGACAUCCAUUUAACCACUUGAAGUAGGCAUUCCUCCGUGAAUCAUUGAAGAACAAAGAACCUGACACUCCCCAAAAUGCAACAAUGAAACUCAACGCCAUUUAUAUGUAAAACUCUUUAGAGAGGAAAUCCUCAUCGUCAUUUUCUUGACUAGUACUGUCAUAGCCAACAUGAGGAUUUGGAGGAGCAAAUGCAGGACACUCUGGAAGAGGAGGGCCACGUAGCUGAAUAUUCCCACCGUAGAUUGAGGGAUCAAAGCUUUGCAAUUGGGUGCUCGAUGGUAUUCUAGCUGAGUAGUUGUUCGACAAGUCCAACACGCUAAGAAUGUCAAGUUAGCAAGGCCUAUUGGGAUAAUCCCUGAGAGCUGAUUCCCAGAAAAGUCAAGACACUCCAACAUAUUCAUUAAACCAAUUCCUUCGAUAAUAUUUCCUGUCAAAUUGUUUCUCGACAGAUCAGCGACAGCAGUGUGUUCAUUCUGCUAAAAUCUUUAGGGAUGUCACUGUUGAUUAUUGCCUCAGUUACUGCAGUAA
Capsicum annuum is the source of this 4323-nucleotide messenger RNA. Its product is annotated as receptor-like protein EIX1. Gene Ontology annotation, molecular function: protein binding. The transcript has a single exon. The record is from RefSeq and is a predicted model, not a curated record. Bases 116 to 3175 code for a protein of 1019 amino acids. NCBI's taxonomy places the organism in Eukaryota, Viridiplantae, Streptophyta, Magnoliopsida, Solanales, Solanaceae.